Messenger RNA from Bathycoccus prasinos, 552 nucleotides. RefSeq lists its product with no specific name. NCBI's taxonomy places the organism in Eukaryota, Viridiplantae, Chlorophyta, Mamiellophyceae, Mamiellales, Bathycoccaceae. Gene Ontology annotation, cellular component: mitochondrial outer membrane; peroxisomal membrane. The transcript has a single exon. Gene Ontology annotation, molecular function: protein binding. Gene Ontology annotation, biological process: peroxisome fission; autophagy of mitochondrion; mitochondrial fission. Bases 1 to 552 code for a protein of 183 amino acids. The record is from RefSeq and is a predicted model, not a curated record.
AUGGAUUUCACGUCGGUCAGCGAUAAGAUCUCCACGUUCACCCGAAACGCGAAAAUGGAAGCGGAGCGAUUGUUUUUACCGUCCGCGUCGAGUUUAGGAUUACCGGUGAGCUCCGCCGAGGACGUGAUUAUGGCCGAGAGCGAGUUUGCGAGGUUGUGUGCGCAGUCGCAAGCCCCGGAGGAGGCGGAAAAAUAUAAAAAAGAGUUGGACGAGGCGAGGUUUCGAUUGGCGUGGGCGUUGUCGCACAGCAGACGGGAGGAACAUUUGAGACACGCGGAGAAUAUUUUGAUGGACGAGACGUUAGAGUGGGACGACGUUUUGACGCAUAGAGAUAGGUAUUAUUUGAAGGCGGUAUUGUAUUACAAUCGUAACGACUAUUUGUCGUGCAGAGACAACGCGUUUACGUGUUUGAGCGUAGAUCCGACGUGCGUCCAAGCGCAAAAUUUGAGGCAGGCGUGCGAGGAAUAUUUGGCCAGGGAUGGGAUUAUUGGAAUAACGGGCGUUGUGGCCGGUGUGGCGGUGUUAGGAGCGAUGUUCGCGUCGAGACGAUAA